Messenger RNA from Penicillium alfredii, 1389 nucleotides. RefSeq lists its product as uncharacterized. Lineage: Eukaryota; Fungi; Ascomycota; Eurotiomycetes; Eurotiales; Aspergillaceae. The record is from RefSeq and is a predicted model, not a curated record. The transcript has 2 exons. The coding region runs from base 1 to 1389 and encodes 462 amino acids.
AUGCACUCAUCCCAGACACCUUCCCCCUUCCGCUUCUCGCGCCGCGACCCACCCUUCACGCGUCGCAGUGCCGGUCCGCAGUUCGCGCCCACCCCUCGAUUCCGGCUGUCGCAAACUACAACGCCUCACAAGGAUAGUAAUGAUGGUGCCGAUAUCAUAGACGAUGAUGAUAGACCCCCACCGACGCAGACGGAGGCACGAAACCCGCCGAGUUCUCGGAAUCCCAUCACACCGCGUCGACCCGGAGAAACAAUCGAGGACUCAGAUGAUGACGAGUUGUUAAACGAUAGAGCCACUGGGAAUGAUAACACAAAUGAGCUGGUCGACGAUGCUAUCGACAGUACCCCUCCCCAAGAACCGGAAACGCCUGGUGUUCUGGACGCGGACUUCGACGCGCUCUUCGCGCCAGGAGGUUCCUCCAGCUCACAGCGUAAUCCUCUCCCGGACUCGAUUCGCCCAUUAUCGCCUGAGGUGCGACAGCCACCGCUAGACACCUUCGACUCUCCGCAUCAAAACGCGACUAUGCAAGAGACUGGGCCCCAGAGAACGCCCGCUGGACCCAUGCGUCCACCUACACCAAGAGUCUCAACACCCGGAAGCACGAAAACACCAUUUCGAAGCCGUCCCCGCUUCAUGCUCUCGGCAAAGAAGACUCCCAGUAGCCUGCCAGCAGCAUCUACAGCCCAAACACCCUCUAUAUCGCGAGCAACCUCGCCACAUGAGAGACGCAAGCCUGCGUUCGUGUUGCCUCGCUCUCCAUCACCUACGACUGCCGGGGAGGAUAUCCCUGCGCCGUUCUCUCCUUCGUCGCGCACACUGCACCGUCGUGGUGGGCGGCGGUCUGGCGUACCGGGGUAUCUGCCAGGUGGAAUGGCAGCCGAGGUGCGCAGCUGGAUCCUAGAAGUCGGGACCAAGCGCGAGCAGCUGAUCAUGCCUGCUGGAUCUCAAAUCCAUGCCGGGCAAACUCGAGAUCCUUCUGCCGAUGAGCUGGGGAAAUAUCUUGUCGCUGCGCGUGUUACGCAUGCCACCCAGGUCUCGUGUAGUGGUUCUGGGCCUCUAGCGUUUAUCCAAGCCCAAAAAGUCAGCCGCCGUCCCAGAAAAGAUGGAGGAAUAGAAGAAACUGUCAAUCUCAUACUCAUGGGGCUCCCUCGAUCCAAACCCGGGACACACCUUUCCUCGCAACCAAACGCUGCCCAAAGAGUUACCAUUGAAUCUGGAGAUCUGGUUGGAGCUUAUCGUGGGUUGGCCUGGGAUGUGGCUUUGCCCUCUUAUCACGCCAAUUUCGAGGCCCAGGAACUUCAGUCUAAUUCAUCUAGAAAUGAUGGUUUGGCAGGCGAGAAAGAGAUCUGGCUCAUGGCCAUGGAAUGGGAUCUCAUUCAAAUGACAUGA